AUAUCUCAGCAUUCGACCGAUCACGGUCCAUUUGUCCUCGGCGUGCUGACUUUGCCGACAUAGACUUUCUCGUACGGAGUGGCCGUUGCUCUCUACCAGCCUGGUGUCAUUAAUCUGCGCUACACUUUUCUACACACCCAGUCCUGUUGGUUUGUAUGCUUUACAGUCUGCUGAGCAUUUCUCCUUAAUCUGCCCACCUCUCUUGUGCUGCUGCGACAUUGAUCUGCGAGUGAACAUCGCUGCCACCAAACCAUAUAUACCCGCGUUGCAUGGUCAAAGCCAGGCGCCGCACGAGAUGAGCCAACUCCAUAGAACCAUGACGGGCCAAUCGCAACAGUCGCAUAUCUCAGAACAGACUAUCCCAGCGAACUCGCCAACGCUAUCGAGAACGACAACAGCAGACCCAUUGACCGGCACGAUAAAUCACCUAACGCCGGUUCAGGAAGAGAAGCUUCAGGAAUUCAAGAGACAACUAGAAAAAGGAGGAUGGUGGACACCCAAUGGAGUCAAUGGCAAACCCAGCCACGAUGACGGUACACUGGUACGAUAUCUCCGCGCCCGGAAGUUCGAUAUCAGCGGUGCGAUCGGUCAAUUCACCGACCACGAGAAAUGGCUGAAGGAAGAACGCGUCGAAGAGCUCUACGAUCAUUUCGAUGUCGAAGCCUAUGAGAGGGCACGAUUAAUGUAUCCUCAAUGGACCGGUCACCGUGACAAGAGAGGUAUCCCCAUCUACGUCUACGUGAUCAAAGGCCUCGACAGCAAAAGUGUGUCCAAGUACCAGAAAGAGACUCAGGCCUACAAGGACAGUCUGCCAUACCACAAGAACCUCCAAACUCCGGCCAAAUUACUACCUCUAUUCGCAUUGUACCAAAACCUCCUGACCUUUGUCCUUCCCCUGGUUUCGUCGCUAGAUCGACCGAACCCUGAAGUCCCCGUCACGAAUUCGACAAACAUUGUCGACAUCCAAGGUGUCGGCCUAACUCAAUUCUGGAAUCUCAAACAGCACAUGCAAGAUGCUAGUGUCCUUGCUACUGCGCAUUAUCCAGAGACACUGGACAGAAUAUUUAUAAUCGGUGCUCCCUCCUUCUUCCCAACAGUAUGGGGCUGGAUCAAAAGGUGGUUCGAUCCCGUGACAGUUUCCAAAAUCUUCAUCCUCAGUAAGCAUGACGUCAAGCCGACUCUCUCCAAGUACAUGGAGUUGAGGGACAUCCCUAAACGGUACGGCGGUGAGCUCGAGUGGGAAUGGGGAAAUCUGCCUCAUUUGGACGCAGAGACGCGCGCUGCUGUCGAGAAGGACGGCAAUAAAGGUUGGGUAAAGGGUCCGUGUCUGUGGCUCAGCGGGCGCAGGGUAGUUGUUGGAUCGGAGAAGGGCAAGAUCAGAACACCAGACGCUGAAGUGCAGAAGUUGCAGCCUGUUGUCUACGCGGCCGAUUACACCGCGAUUCCAGUCCAUCCCGAAAAGACGAUGUCGAAGUCGCAGGCAAAUCAUAAUGAGGCGCCUCAAACGCAACAUCACCACAGCCACCACAAUCACCACAGCCAUCACCACCAUCAAUCACAGCAAGCGAAUGGCACGGCCGAGCCGCAUCACCGCGCUGAAGAGGCCGCCCUUGCGGCGGGUGGUGGCGCCACAGCGGCUACCAUCAUCCAAAAGGAGACUUCACAUCCUAUCGACCAACCGCCUGCCGUCACUGAAAGGGAGACGAGUCAACCUUCUGCCCAACCUCAUGCGCAUCCUCUGACCGGCGGUUCUCUGUACGCUUCAGUUACAUCAUCAGCUCCAGCACCAGCACCAUCUGCAGCUCCAGCACCGUCAGAAUCGUAUAUCGCCCCAACUCCCACUACGCAAGCGCCACCCCAAGUAUAUGAUCAUGCCCCAGCACAACCUCAACCCGGCCCUGUCCCCGCGCACGCCGUGCUCAUGACAAAAGCCAUUGUGGAAAAAUUGCAGGGCGAAUCUGUUUCAGUCAUCCCAGCCUCCGCGAACGGUCAUGCAGGUGGGCACCCGGAGGUCACGGUGGCGAGUGAUCCGUCGAAAGGCCUGGCUAUUGAGACGGAACGACUUGCUCUGGCGGAUGCUGGUGCUGGUGUCAGUAUUGCUCAAAGGCCACAUAUUGAGAGGUUUGUUACGGCGGCAGAAAUUUAGGAACGGCCUGAGGCCGGUCUGUGUUGAUGUUGUCUGGUUGCUUGACUUAUGCUCUGUUUGGUUCUGGUUGUUUGCAAAAGCGCAUGCAUGACUGAAUGUGACGGUCUUGAGUAUACCUAUAUUAAAUCGUUGGCUGUGUCACAGGCACUUUUGGUUUUGAUGUUUCGGCUUUGAAUGGAUCACGGAACGAGAUUGCAUUGCACGGGGAAGAUCGUACAGUAACAUGUUAUUACGCACAAUAUCCAUUUGAUUGAGAUCGUUCAUGAGAAACCAUGCAGGGAUU
Exophiala viscosa is the source of this 2429-nucleotide messenger RNA. RefSeq names its product CRAL-TRIO domain-containing protein. Bases 296 to 2146 code for a protein of 616 amino acids. The transcript has 4 exons. Lineage: Eukaryota; Fungi; Ascomycota; Eurotiomycetes; Chaetothyriales; Herpotrichiellaceae. The record is from RefSeq and is a predicted model, not a curated record.